Molecule: messenger RNA, 1477 nt
Organism: Linum trigynum
Lineage: Eukaryota; Viridiplantae; Streptophyta; Magnoliopsida; Malpighiales; Linaceae
Source: the annotation of a GenBank genome assembly
AAAGAGAAAAUAGUUCAUAAAUGAAAAUAGAGAUGAUAACUAAAUUAAUUGAGUUUAAUUAGUGGAAAGAUGAAAUAUUGAGAUUCUUUUAAAUAUUAUUGAGAGAAAAUAUGAGUUAAUAGAUAUGAAAAUAUGAGAAAUAAAAACAAAUGUUGAGACAAUGCAAACAGAACAGGUCAAGAAGAUAGCGAGAUGGAAGUAGGAUACAUGCUUUCUCCCCACACUACUGCAGUCUGCAGAUUAGCAAAGCGUGUUCAAAUUGCCAUAAGUUAUUGGCUCUAGCUACGAUGGCAACACCAUUAACGCCAAAAUCUUAACUUAAUAAAAUACCUCAUCAAAUCUUCUAGCUUUCCUUUGCUUUUCCCCCCCAUUCUAGAGUCAUCAAUGCCUUAAUUGAGACUGUUUGUGCAUCACUGCCAUUCAUAGUUGUUGACCCUCAACUCCGAGAGAAGGACAACUCCUGAUUAGCUCGAACGCCAGCCAUCAACUCUAGCACAAAUCUGGACAUAGCCCUCUUUCAACCAUUCUACCAGUCGCACGGAAGUUAAAAGCAAGCACCAAAUAUAGACAUGGAACAGCCUUUUGCUAUCCAGUGUGGUUCGACGAAAUUUCGCACCGCAGUAGGCUGGCCAUAGGCUUCCCCAUUCAGCUAGCUUUAACCAUGGCUUCUGCAGGUCUUCAACUGCUUCGCAAUCCCUUUUUCCCUCUUCUGGUAUGGUAGUAAAUAAUGCCACCAGCUUCCGAGUGCUUGCUAGCGACCAAGCUUCUUUUACAGUUUUACCCCGUCUCUCACCCCGCCAAACAACCAUAUAUAAAGAGCACUGUGUUCAGCUCGGGAAGUAAAUAGCAUUUACUGUAGUCCGCCGGCCGGAAGGUGUAUCAUGGGAUCACGAAGAUCAUCUGGGUUUCGUCCGUUGCUGCUGCUUCUGGUCGUGAUUUCACUGUGCAUUCAUCUCGCCCACGUCUCUGUUCUUGCUGCUGCUGCUGCUGCUGAUCGGACUCCCUGUUCUCGUGAUCACAAUGCGGUAGCCCCUGAAGGAGAGUUGCGCUUAUGCGAGUCGAUCAAACGCCGGGAGCUGUCCUCCGUAAGCAUGAAAGGCGGCGGCGGCGGGCGGGGAGGAGGUGGCGGCGGGCGCGGAGGAGGCUUUGGGUUCCAUUUUGGGCGGCACAGGCAUAGCGGUGGAGCUGAGCUGACUGGUGCGAGCCUAACGGGACAUCUGGCCCUCGCAGUAAUCCUGGCUGCUGCUUUACUUGUCUGCUAAUUUUAGCUUUAAGUUCAGUUUGGCUUGUUACCCCUUAGACUAAAUCAGUGUACUUACAAAGAUAAAAAGUGGUGUUUCAACGCGAACAUAUCUCAAUUAUCAGAUGGACGAUUAAUAUAGUACGUAGUAUCAUUGACGGUGUACAUAAUCAUUCAACUUCGAUUCGAACUUCGUAGAUAAUAAAUUAGACACCACAAUCAAGUAGCUAAGAUGUC